GUUAUGUCUCUGUAUAACAUAUCCCGACGAAGUCCUCACACAGUCAUUCUCUCCGUGUCGUUCCUACACAAUGCUCCUCCUCCUUCUCGUCUUCGUGCCCCUGGUGGUGGGGGACUACCCCUUUAGAAAUACCUCUCUCCCCUGGGAGGACAGAGUCAACGAUCUCGUUGGGCGCUUCACCCUGGACGAGAUCCAGCUGCAGAUGGCCCGUGGGGGUUCAGGACCAAACGCUGGCCCCGCCCCUGCUAUACCCCGUCUGGGUAUCAAGCCCUACUCCUGGGACACCGAGUGUCUCCGUGGGGAUGUGGCGGCCGGUGCCGCUACCUCCUUCCCCCAGGCACUAGGACUUGCAGCCUCAUUCAGCACAGAUCUGAUAUUCCGGGUAGCCCAGGCCACGGGUGAGGAGGUGAGGGCCAAGUAUAACAAUUUCACAGCGCAUGGGAUAUACGGCACUCACAAGGGUAUCAGCUGUUUCAGCCCAGUCAUCAACAUCGUGAGAGACCCCAGGUGGGGCAGGAAUCAGGAAACAUAUGGAGAGGAUCCACACCUGUCAGGUGUCUUUGCUGCCAAUUUCGUGAAGGGUCUCCAGGGAAGCGAUCCCCGCUACAUCAGAGCCAACGCCGGCUGCAAGCACUUCAAUGUCCAUGGCGGCCCCGAUAAUAUACCGUCUUCACGCUUCUCGUUUGAUGCAGAGGUGUCUGAAAGAGACUGGCGCACUACAUUUCUCCCAGCAUUCCGCACCUGUGUUAAGGCCGGCACCUACAAUCUCAUGUGCAGUUACAAUAGAAUCAACGGAGUUCCAGCAUGCGCCAACAAGAAGCUUCUGACGGAUAUUCUGAGAACCGAAUGGGGUUUCAAAGGUUACAUAGUCAGUGACGAAGCUGCCAUUGAGAACAUCAUCACUCAACACCACUACCUCAACAACAGCGUCGACACCGUCGCAGCGUGUGUGAAGGCUGGAUGCAACCUCGAGUUGUCACAAAACUUAGCUCAGCCCGUUUUCAUGUCACUUGUUGAUGCUGUGAAACAAGGCAAGCUGACUGAAGACGUGGUCAGGACCAGAGUUAAGGAGCUUUUCAAUGUCAGAAUGAGGCUUGGAGAGUUCGACCCACCGGAAAUGAAUCAAUACACAAAACUGAACGUUUCAAUAGUUCAGGGUGAGGCUCACAGGAACCUGUCUGUUGAGGCAGCAUUGAAGACAUUUGUGUUGCUGAAAAACCAAGAAAAUGUGCUUCCCUUGAAGCCAUCGAUCUACAAGAAUGUGGCGGUUGUCGGACCAAUGGCCAACAAUUCUAAUGCACUGUUUGGAGACUACUCCCCUAACAUCGACCUCAGAUACACAACCAACCCUCUACAAGGCGUACAGUCUAUCUGGUCUACAGUGAGGUAUGGAGCAGGCUGCACAGACACCAAAUGCACUCAGUAUAACUCCCAGGAAGUCCAGACAGCAGCAAAAGGCAGUGAUCUACUUUUUGUGUGUCUUGGGACAGGUACGGAGAUAGAGGCUGAAGGCAACGACAAAGCCAAUCUGGACCUCCCUGGACAACAGCUGCAGCUGCUGCAGGAAGCUGUCACUGCCGGCCAAGUAUCGGGUGCGAAGGUCAUCCUUCUUCUCUUCAAUGCUGGACCACUCAACAUCACAUGGGCUGUUGACAGUCCAAAGGUUCACGCCAUCAUGGAACUAUUUUUGCCAGCUCAAGCGACAGGCGAGGCAUUGCGACGGGUGCUUUUAGCUGAAGGACCCAACUCAGUUCCAGCUGCCAGACUUCCGGUCACGUGGCCAAGGUAUAUGGACACAGUGCCUGACAUGACAAAUUACUCAAUGGUCGGACGCACAUACCGGUACGCCACGUAUCCAGUUCUCUUCCCCUUCGGCUAUGGUCUCUCCUACACCAGCUUCUUCUACGACAUUUUGGGGUAUCCCACUCAUGUGACCGCCGGGGACGAUCUGACUGGUUCUGUCUCACUUAUAAAUCGAGGAUCUUUUGAUGCUGAUGAGGUCAUCCAGGUGUAUAUAUCCUGGUCGAACGCCACGGUGACGGUUCCACAGCUUCAGCUGGUGUCCUUCAACAGGAUGUUUGCACCACGGGGCGCCCAGACGUUAUGGGAAUUCACCAUCUCGGCUGAGUCCAUGGCAGUGUGGACUGAACAAAAUGGAUGGGUUGUUGAACCAGGCGUCAUUUCAAUAUGGGUAGGGGGUCAGCAGCCUAACGCCAAGCCCGCUGUAGAGUCCGAUAUCAUUGCUGGCAAGUUCAUGGUUACAGGGAAAAAAAUACUUGGUCGAUAUUAAUGAAAAGCCAUGCUAACUUUUGUUUACUUACUUCAAGUACAGUUGGACACUGGAUUUUGUCUGGCUAUGUUCUAAAUAUGGAUAAAUGUAAAACAGCUUAUGAGUGACCAAUAAAACUAAUAUUGACCUGUGAGCGAUGAAACACCUUGUGGAACUGCGGUGUAUGUAACCAAAUGGUAAAAUGUGUUAAAUCGGUAAUCAGUAUUGUUAAGUCUUUUUUUGGAAACAUUUUGCUUACAUGGUUUACGUCAGAGGCGACUGUAGAGAUCUGGGUUAGAAUUGAUCUUCAGCAACCCAUGCUUGUUGUACGAGGCGACUAACGGGAUCGAGUGGUCAGGCUCGCUGACUUGGUUGAUGCAUGCCAUCGUAUCCCAAUUACGUAGAUCAAUGCUCAUGAUGCAAAUCACUGGAUUGUCUGGUCCAGACGUGAUUUUUUACAACCCGACGUCUUAUUGCUGGAUUAUUGCUGAGUGCGGCGUUAAAAAGCAAACAAACAAACAAACAAACAAAAUGAUGUCAGGGCUGCAUGUUGGCUUGGUACAAUUACAACAGCAGCAUCCUUACAGUGUUCUUUUGCUGUUUGUUUCCUUUCUUUCAUUUUAUGUUACUCAGAAAGUAAAGAUUUAAAGAGCCCCUGUUGGUAACGUAAAUUGCCCAAAAUGUCAUUUUAACAUGUUAAUCGGCUAGUGCAAAGCCUCGUCAUCGUACUGAGCUCACUACUUCAAUCAAAACUGUAUGUAGUAAUAACAGUAAAUAGCACGAAUGAUCAUUUAUGUAAUUUAUUUAUGAAUUAAAGUCAUCCAACUUCGUUUUUGGUACGAUGUUAGUGACACUGAAACAGUAUCUUCGUGAUAAGGCAUAAGGUCUUCUUGUGUCCUUUGAACAGUCGUGUAACAAUAAAAUAUCUGCUAAAAGCG
Messenger RNA from Haliotis rufescens (red abalone), 3207 nucleotides. Its product is annotated as probable beta-D-xylosidase 2. Gene Ontology annotation, molecular function: xylan 1,4-beta-xylosidase activity; alpha-L-arabinofuranosidase activity. The transcript is spliced from 12 exons. The record is from RefSeq and is a predicted model, not a curated record. Gene Ontology annotation, biological process: xylan catabolic process; arabinan catabolic process. The coding region runs from base 71 to 2290 and encodes 739 amino acids. Gene Ontology annotation, cellular component: plant-type cell wall. Lineage: Eukaryota; Metazoa; Mollusca; Gastropoda; Lepetellida; Haliotidae.